Messenger RNA from Phragmites australis (common reed), 1830 nucleotides. RefSeq names its product LRR receptor-like serine/threonine-protein kinase EFR. The record is from RefSeq and is a predicted model, not a curated record. The transcript has 2 exons. The coding region runs from base 143 to 1483 and encodes 446 amino acids. Lineage: Eukaryota; Viridiplantae; Streptophyta; Magnoliopsida; Poales; Poaceae. Gene Ontology annotation, molecular function: protein binding.
CUGUAAAGUGUUUUUAAACCCCUUGGGGCCUCAACCAGCUGAGCAUCCAACUUAAAAAUCACAGUUCAAACACCCACUACCAAUCAAAACAGAGCAGAUCAAAAAGCCUGCCGGCAGAUCAAAGGUGACGAUUAAGUGCCUCAUGUGUCACUCCAAGCAGCCGGCGAAACUCGUGCUUAUAGUAUUGCCGUUGCUGCUGCUUUGUUAUGGAAUUGGCAACAUCCAAUGUUCUGUAGUUCACAAGAACAGCGAAGAUUUUCACUCACUGCUAGAAUUCAAACGGGGCAUCACCAGCGAUCCAAAAGGAGCCUUGAGUAAUUGGAACCCCUAUACGCACUUCUGUCGGUGGAAUGGUGUGAACUGUAGCUCAACGCGACCAUGGCGCGCCACGGAGCUCAACCUCACCGGACAAAACUUGGCUGGCCAAAUCUCACCCUCUCUUGGAAACCUGACCUUCCUUGACACCCUUGAUCUGGGAAGUAACCUUUUGCACGGUGUUAUUCCUGAUGCACUUACAAACUGUUCCAACUUAGCCUACCUAGAUUUAUCUAAAAACAACCUCAUGGGUGUUAUUCCUCCUAGAAUAGGUUUUCUUACCAAGCUAGCUGAUAUCGUCCUUGACAAUAAUGAUCUCACUGGGGGCAUCCCGGCAGCCCUCGGAAACAUCACUUCUUUAAAAGUACUUAGUCUUAAACUUAAUCAACUCAAUGGAAGAAUUCCCCACGAGCUUUGGCAAAUGUCAAACAUAGUGAAGUUGGUACUAGCCCAAAAUAACCUAUCAGGUGGAAUCCCACAAACUUUAUCUAAUAUAUCUUCUCUUCAGAAAUUAUCCUUGGCGUACAAUAUGCUAGGCAGCACAUUACCAUCUAACAUUGGUGAUGCCCUUCCUAAUCUUCAGUUAUUGUACUUGGGAAACGACCACUUUGAGGGUCACAUUCCAGCUUCCCUAGGCAAUCUGUCAGGUCUAAAAGAAAUGGAUCUACAAAGUAAUCAUUUCACUGGCCAAAUCCCAAGCUCUUUUGGAAAGCUUUUACAGCUGACUUAUCUAAACCUUGCGGGAAACAAGCUUGAAGCAAGGGAUAGUAAAGGUUGGGAAUUCUUCCAUGCCCUGGCAAACUGUAGUUUUCUAAAUGCACUUUCGUUGUCUAACAAUCAGCUACAAGGAGCCAUACCAAAUUCGAUUGCUAAUUUGUCCACCAAUCUUACAUAUCUUCUAUUGGGCGGAAAUAACCUAUCAGGAAUAGUCCCCCCAAGUAUCAAAAAAUUUAAUGGUUUAAUUGAGCUGGCACUAGAUUUCAACAAUCUUACAGGUACAAUUGAAGACUGGAUCGGAAAGCUGACGAAUCUGCAACAUUUAAAUCUCCGAUCGAACAACUUCAUUGGGACAAUUCCACCUUCCAUUAGCGAUCUUACACAGUUGACAUUUCUCUCUCUUGCGGAAAAUAAAUUCACUGGUUUUGUGCCACCUAGCUUGGGACCUUAAUCCAAUAUUGAUGUUGAACCUUAGCCAUAACAGUUUCCAAGGAAGCAUACCUGCUGAGUUUGGUAACUUUAGACAACUCACUGAAUUCAGCAAACAAAUUUAGUGGAGAAAUUCCUGAAACUUUGGGCCAGUUUCAACAGAUAUACACCAUUCUGUUAGACUAUAUUUGGACUAUAGCUCUAUAUUUGGUUAUUGCUAAUCCCGGGCCUCCCUUCCUAUUCUCUCCGGAUGCUUGUUUUCAUAAGCCGGUAUUAGAGAUAUAGAAGGCCUGUGCUAGCCUUUGGCUAUUUAUGUAAUCCCGUGAUUAUCAAUUGAGUAUUGCGUGAUUUCUCUCCGCUUUCAUGGUA